AUGAAGGGUCAAAGCCUCUUGCAUGUCGUCGAGAAGCAUCCUAUUGGGGACGGCCUGAAGGCUUUUCGCGACUCGUUCACCCCAAACGAAAUAGAACGGCUUGGUCAAGAAGAGCUUCAAAAUUGCAUUCUCAUUCUUCUGUCGGCGUUACAAAUCCAUCCGGCUGCUCGACUCCUUCGCUCCAAUAAUGGCAACUCGGUCUUCAGUGAAAUAUCGAGCCUCAACACUUUGAUUACAUCCGACGAUUAUGACUUAGAUCUAAUCAAACCGCUCAUAAAAAUUUGUCUCGCCAACAGCGUAAAUGAAGCGCUUAUUUGGGAUCAAGUUUGUCGCAUCGUCGCCGGAUCCACGCCUCCUCCACGGUCUAUACCAUCAUCUCUGCAACAGACUCCUUGGAGUCAAAACACGAGCAGCUUCGUGAACUCGUCAGAACGCCGUCAAGAAGUGGACAGAGUCUUAAAACAAGAACUCGGACCCCUCUACGUUGAUGUUCCAGGGUUCUGCGAUGCCUUCUUUGGAAGUGUGAGAGGACUAAAUACAGCGUCCGAGACGGUUCUAGGUAAGUGCAUGGAAGGUGACAAUCCUCUCUUCAGAGAGGGUUGGAUCGGGUGGCCCACACGCGCUAAAGAGCCCGAUGUGCUUGCUUGGUUUUGCGACCUGAUACCAAGACUGGAAGCUCUCGCAGGUGAUUUCAAUCUGAAUGUGAUGCAUCGCCGCAAGCUGUUAGCCCAACCGAAAACGCCGCUACUGGGCUCAACGGGCAAACGCAGUAUGGACAUUGGCUUUGUAGCCCGUGACUUGGCAUAUAAGCCGAAUUCAAAAGACGACAGAUUUCGGUGGCAACAAGUUCUCGUGCCCGGCGAGUUGAAAAGUAACCCGGCCGCCGAUAUAACCUCACUAGCGUGGAUUGAUCUUGCAACCUACGCCAGAGAGGUCCUCAAGGCGCAAGAUGCCCUUCGGUUCGUCUUGGGUUUUACACUUUGUGGAUCGAUUAUGAGAGUAUGGCAAUUUGACCGCCUAGGGGGGAUCGCUUCAGAUAAAUUCGACAUCAACAGCGAGGACGGCGCGCUGCAAUUUGUGACCGCUGUCCUUGGAUUUUUGUGCAUGGAUGAGGAGAAUCUUGGCUUUGAUCCUACCAUCAUCACAUCUCACGGCGAGCGAUAUAUAACAAUCAACCGAGAUGGUCAGACAGAGCGCAUAUACAUCGAUAAGGUUAUGAAGCGUGCUCCCUGCAUCGCUGGCCGGGCAACGACCUGUUGGAAGGCCCACCGCAGAGAGGACCCGCAGGUGCCACUCGUUAUCAAAGAUUCAUGGCAGUACACAAAUCGAGAGGAAGAGGGCGAAUAUCUCCGAGAGGCAACAAAUAAGGGCGUUGUUAAUGUCGCCCGAUACUACCAUCACGAAACUGUUUGCAUCCGAGGUGUCAGUGACGACAUUCGAAGCCAUGUUCGGAAAGGGUUAGACCUUUCAAAAGCAAAAAUUGCGAAUUUUCGAAUGGGUCGCCGAGGACUCCCUCCAAGUGUCAGCGUGUCUAGCGUUUCACAUGAAGGCAAGAGCAACAGCAGUGGCCUGAAGCGGCCCUCCAGUGAAACUGAUGCUGGGCUGCCAGCAGCUAAGCGAUCUCGUUCGGAAUCUCCAACAAAAGCUAGUAUUGAUCCUGUAUCAAAUCGUGUUCAUCGGCGAAUCGUCCUCCUUGAUUAUGGAGAGCCGAUCUACCAAGCAAGUUCUCGAGUGGCUCUUCUGUCUGCAUUCGAGAGCUGCAUCGAGGGACACGAAUCAUUGCACAAAGCUGGCUUUCUCCAUAGGGAUAUUUCUAUCAAUAAUCUUAUGAUUAACGAAGAUGAGAAAUCAUCAUCAUGGGCGGCAUUCUUGAUUGACCUUGACCUUGCUAUUAAGAGGCGGCGAGAGAGCGCUUCGGGAGCAAAAGGGAAAACCGGCACAAGAGCAUUUAUGGCCAUUGGCGCUCUGCUAGGCGAGGAACAUUCCUUCAUGCACGACCUUGAGUCUUUCUUCUGGGUGUUAUUUUGGAUAUGCAUUCACUACGACGCUCAAGGCAAAAGUAUUGGGCCUACUAGAUUGGAUGACUGGAACACUGACAAUGACGACAAACUAGUUGUCUCAAAAAAGGGCGAGAUUGCUGAUGAGGAGGACUUUCUCAAGAACGCAGAGAAGAACUUCACAUCUCACUACCAGCCCUUGAUUCCUUGGGUUAAUAGAAUGCGAAGGCACGUGUUUCCCAACGGCGGCAGAUGGAAAAAACGUGAACCCGAGCUUUAUUCUACAAUGAAGAAGAUCCUCCAGGAUGCCCAACGGGAUCAGGACGUUUUGGCAGAAGAAUAA
Messenger RNA from Metarhizium brunneum ARSEF 3297, 2340 nucleotides. NCBI's taxonomy places the organism in Eukaryota, Fungi, Ascomycota, Sordariomycetes, Hypocreales, Clavicipitaceae. The record is from RefSeq and is a predicted model, not a curated record.